Astyanax mexicanus (Mexican tetra) is the source of this 1918-nucleotide messenger RNA. Its product is annotated as myb-like protein V. Lineage: Eukaryota; Metazoa; Chordata; Actinopteri; Characiformes; Acestrorhamphidae. The coding region runs from base 77 to 1792 and encodes 571 amino acids. The transcript has 6 exons. The record is from RefSeq and is a predicted model, not a curated record.
AACCAGUAGACUUAUAAAUACCAGCAAACAGCCCGACGACCUGCACCGUUCCUGGAGAAGACUUACUUCCAGCAACAUGCAGGUCCGAACCGGAGUGGAGAUGUUGGCGGCGUUGGCAGUUGUCCUACUGGCUGCUGGUGGAGCUGAUGGAAUGACCAAGUGCGAGUUGAAGAAGGAAAUGACGGCGAAGCUGCCCACCAAAGUUCUGAAAUUCAUCAAACAGGACAUGGCCAAGAUUAUCUGCAGUGUGGAGAUGAUGAGUGGCUUCAAUACCAGCUUAGUCAAGAACAUCACUUUAAGUGAAAAACAGGACAGCGUUCGCUACGCUAGGUCUGCACCUGAGGCGUCCAAUGAAGAAUCCAACGAGAAGCCCAAGAAGAUGAAAUCUGGUUGCACUUCUACAACGGUUAAACCAACCACUGCUACACAAGGUAACACGUCUUCACCUGGAAGCAGCACCACUUCAUUUGGAAACAGCACGUCUUUACCUGGAAGCAGGAUGGGUCGACGCCGUGUCAGGUCUGCGUACGACUCAACCACCAAGGACAACCAUGAGAGCCAGGAGAACUUCAAGGCCAACAGUAGCAAAGUCCACCCAACCAAUCACCCCAAAGAAAACGCCAUGUUCUCCCUUGGUGGCCAUAGUCCUCGCCUCGCCAGGGCUGCCAGAAUGGGUCACCACAGUGUAGUUGAACGUACCACUAGUAGCAGACCAGUUACACACAAGCCUCAUCAUACAACCCUUCACAAGAGGUCCACACACAGGUCAAGCAUGGAGUCUGAUGAAGAUAAUGUGAGUGUCAACUCUACCUCCAUUCCCUCGUCUUCUGGGCGUCAUCGGGGUAACAACACGUCCUCUGAGAAAGGUCACGGCAAGCGGCGCGCCAGGUCUACCCAUAAGUUUAGCCUUCUGGCGGAGUGGUCAACUGGGAGCGGCUCCAGAGAGAUCCCCGAUAUGAAGCCUACCAAAGAGCCCAUGGUGGAUCCUGGAAGAAAACCCAGCAAGACGUUCAGUGAGGAAUCAAAUGAGGAAUCCAAUGAAGAAUCUAAUGAGGAAUCCAGCGAGGAAUCUAAAGAGGAACCAAGUGAGGAAUCCAGCGAGGAAUCCAAGGAGGAAUCCAAAGAGGAACCCAGCGAGGAAUCAAGUGAGGAAUCCAAGGAGGAAUCCAAAGAGGAACCCAGCGAGGAAUCAAGUGAGGAAUCCAAGGAGGAAUCCAAAGAGGAACCCAGCGAGGAAUCAAGUGAGGAAUCCAAGGAGGAAUCCAAGGAAGAGUCCAAGGAGGAACCCAGCGAAGAAUCAAGCGAGGAAUCCGAUGAAGAAUCCCCGGAGGAAUCCCAUGAGGAACCCACUUGGAAACCCACUGAGAAACCCACUGAGAAACCUACUAGGCCUUUUAGAUUUAACUUUACUUCCAUUGCCCCAAUUCAAUGGAAUAAUUUCACCUCUUUCAAUGUCUCCCAUUUUGGUGGGCGCGUCCGCCGUGAUGUCAGAUCUGUUGAGUCUGAGUCGAGCGAUGAGGCUGUAGAUGAGGUCUGGACCCUCUACGGUCUGUUCCAGCUCCCUGGGCAGCUCGUCUGCUCCUCCGGAUCCGAACCCACCCUUAACCUCUGCAACAUGCCCUGCACAGAUCUUCUAAAUGAUGACAUCACUGAUGACAUAACCUGUGUUGGAACCCUCAUAAGUGACAUAAUGAUGAGGGAUAAAUUCCAUGUUUACGCUCACCGCGACAUCCGAGCCCUGUUUGAUGUUUAUCAGAAGAAAGAAUGCGCCAACCUGAAGGACAACUGCUGAUCCUCAGCUCUUCAUUUCCUGUAGAUCUGAACUGUUCUGUAGCUCAUAGUUAAAUACAGAAACAAAUUUAACAAUAAAACAAUGUGGACAAAAUAAAUAAUUAAAUUAAACUUGUGCAACUGCAAA